This is a messenger RNA of Vicia villosa (hairy vetch), 500 nucleotides long. RefSeq lists its product as uncharacterized. Bases 8 to 349 code for a protein of 113 amino acids. NCBI's taxonomy places the organism in Eukaryota, Viridiplantae, Streptophyta, Magnoliopsida, Fabales, Fabaceae. The transcript is spliced from 3 exons. The record is from RefSeq and is a predicted model, not a curated record.
UAAGAAAAUGGCUUUGAGAGCUAAAGUUCAGCCAACCUUUGGGCAAACAUCUGUUUGGAAGUUUUCUUAUGAUGAAGAAUUUGUUAGUCAAAUUCAAAAGGAUUAUAUUGCUGAUGAGGCUCAUAGUCUUCCUGCCAUUCCAAAUGCUGUUGCUGAUCAUGUUGAUACUUCCAUUGAGUCCUUAUCUGCAUUUGGAGAAAAUGAUCCUGACAAGAGUUUGGCCAAUACCCCAUCAAAGAGUGUUUCUCAUGGUGUUGAUGCUGAAGAAUCUGAUUGUCAGCUUUUAGGACUUACACAAUAUUCAGGAACCAAGCCACCCAAAAAAGUGAAGAUUGAGGCAAAUGCUUGAAGACUUCAUCAACUUUUUUAUUUUAUGCAUGCCAUCACAAAACUGUUGGAACUUAUAAUCCUGUGGUUAAUGUUUUUUGGUUGUUAAAUUUAAGGGAUGUAUUGUUUUAUUUACUUUGUGGUACUGCAUUUUCUACCAACAAAGCUUUCAC